AUGUCCGCUAACGGCAAGUCUGCCACUUCUCCCUCCGCCCAGGCUUGGGGCCAGCCUGACACGAAUGUCCCGGUCGACGACACCGAGACCUCGACCACGGUCACGAAGAACCACCGCAACCGCCAUAAGAAGAACAGCUCCCCCUCCCUUCUCUCCCUCUCCGGAAACGCGUCCACUCCCAACUCGCAGCCCACCUCGGCUACUCCCGCGCCCCAGGUGGUCAUCGACGCCAGCGCGUACCCUCACAUCCUCCGAGCGAUUUUCGACCGCGCCCCCUUCGAAGCCCUGCUGGUGCUGGGUCAAGGUUGUAAGGAAUUCCACGACCUGGCCAACUCGCACCUCACCCACCAUCUUGUCAUUGCUAGUAACAUCGUCCAGAGUGCCCGGGGAGGCGUGCCGCCGACAUUCUUCCCCCCUAAUGGGCAUGCACCAGAACUCGCAUCAUCGACGUUGGCGACGGUUCGAGGCGGCCUGCCUGUGUUCAAGAACGACCGCCACCUCCGUGGCUUCGACUUUCCACCUUCGGUCAACAAGAUCGUCGUCAACGUCCCAUGGUGCGUUCGCGACAAGAGCCACGCCUACCGCGGGGUCUUCUUCUCUUCUGCAGCCGACUACGUAGUCGUCUUCGUCGAAACCAACUUGUACGCGCCCCCUCGCUACGUACGCCCCAACAUCCUCCGGCCUCUCCUCGGCGCCUACGCGGUAGGCUUCAAGAUCGCGCACAACUCCAGCCGCCCUGGACCCCGCUCCAUCACCUUCGUGGGCUUACCUUCGGACAACCUGUUCCGCAAGAGUGAGCAUCUCACCACGGAGGAGUGCUGUGUCUCUGCGACAGACUUCCUCCGGGGUCGUCUGGACAAGCUGGUCGACGACGACAUCCUCUCCGUACCCAGGGUCGACGAGAUCAUCGGAAACGUCAACUUCCUUUCGGGGGCGGAUUACCGUGCCACCGUCUCGUACAGGCAGUACCUGCUGGAGACGAGUGUGAGCCCCUACAACCUUGUUUAG
This is a messenger RNA of Cutaneotrichosporon cavernicola, 1008 nucleotides long. RefSeq lists its product as uncharacterized. The record is from RefSeq and is a predicted model, not a curated record. The transcript has 2 exons. The coding region runs from base 1 to 1008 and encodes 335 amino acids. NCBI's taxonomy places the organism in Eukaryota, Fungi, Basidiomycota, Tremellomycetes, Trichosporonales, Trichosporonaceae.